UUUUUUUUUUCUUUUUUCCUUUUUUUUCUUUUUAUAUUUUAAAACCACCUUUCUUGUCUUUAUGAAGUUCUCUAUUAUUACCAGUGCUUUGCUGCUUACCGGAUAUGCAGUAGCUGCACCAGCCAUGGUCCCUUGCUCUGAAGAAAAAAUGGCUCCUUUGUAUGCACCAUCUGAAACGGAAUCUAUUCAAGACUCAUACAUUGUUGUUCUGAAAAACCAUUUGAACGAAAAAAACAUUGAAGAACAUGCUACUUGGAUUAAUGCUCUCGUUAAUGAUAACCAACCUUUCUAUUCUUCUUGGCUCGAUCCUUCUCAUUCUAAACAUGGUAUCAAACAUAUUUAUGAUUCAGCUGGUUUGAAAGGUUAUGCUGGUAAAUUCGAUCCUCAAAUCAUUGAUCUUAUUCGUUCCUCCGAAGAUGUACUUUACGUUGAACAAGAUUCACUUGUAUAUGCUAAUGAAUUACAAAGAAAUGCUCCAUGGGGUCUUGCUCGUGUAUCUCACAAAAAAAGAUUAUCUUUUGGCACAUUCAACAAAUAUCUUUAUGAUGAAAAGACAGCUGGUGAGGGUGUCAAGGUAUAUGUGAUUGAUACCGGUGUGAAUAUUGAUCAUGUGGAUUUGGAAGGUCGUGCUACUUGGGGUGCUACUAUUCCUUCAGAUGAUGAUAUCGAUGGAAAUGGUCAUGGGUCCCAUUGUGCUGGUACCAUUGCUGGCAAACGUUAUGGUGUGGCUAAGAAGGCAGAACCUGUUGCUGUCAAGGUUCUUAGUUCUAAUGGUUCUGGUACCAUGAGUGAUGUGGUUCAAGGCGUUGAAUGGGCCUCUAUUGCUCAUUCUAAAGCUGCUGAAGCUGCAAAGAAAUCUGGAAAGACUUUCAGGGGAUCUGUUGCCAAUAUGUCUUUGGGUGGUGGAAAAUCUCGUUCUUUGGAUAUUGCUGUCAAUGGUGCUGUGGAUGCUGGUAUCGUCUUCGCCGUCGCUGCUGGUAACGACAAUGCAAACAGUUGUAAUUAUAGUCCAGCUUCAGCUGAAAAGGCUAUCACAGUUGGUGCUUCUACUCUUUCGGAUGAUCGUGCUUACUUCUCCAACUUUGGUGAAUGUGUGGAUGUGUUUGCUCCCGGUCUCAAUAUUGAAUCCAUUUGGACUGGAAGCAAGUAUGCUGUCAAUACAAUUUCUGGUACUUCCAUGGCAUCUCCUCAUGUCGCUGGUUUGGCUGCUUAUCUUUUGAGUCAAGAAGAAGAAGGUGCUAGUCCCAAGGAAAUCAAGGAUAAAUUGUUGGCAUUGGCAACUAAGGGUGUAUUGAAAGACGUUGGUAAAGAUUCUCCCAAUCUUUUGAUCAACAAUGGCUAUUCGGAUGAGAAAUCAUUCAAAUCCAUCUUCCAUGAUACCUUUGGCGCUGCUGCUUAUGGAAACCCUAUGUAGAUGAUAUUGAUUCUUUCCUCGUAGUAUAUAUAUAUACAUAUAUAUUUUUCCUUUUCUUUUCUUUUGUUUAUUGAAUUCUUUUGUGUAUCUUUUUUUUUUUUUUUAUCUCCCC
Halteromyces radiatus is the source of this 1526-nucleotide messenger RNA. RefSeq names its product serine protease. Lineage: Eukaryota; Fungi; Mucoromycota; Mucoromycetes; Mucorales; Cunninghamellaceae. The record is from RefSeq and is a predicted model, not a curated record. The coding region runs from base 62 to 1414 and encodes 450 amino acids. Gene Ontology annotation, biological process: proteolysis. Gene Ontology annotation, molecular function: serine-type endopeptidase activity. The transcript has 3 exons.